Marasmius oreades (fairy-ring Marasmius) is the source of this 1719-nucleotide messenger RNA. RefSeq lists its product as uncharacterized. The record is from RefSeq and is a predicted model, not a curated record. NCBI's taxonomy places the organism in Eukaryota, Fungi, Basidiomycota, Agaricomycetes, Agaricales, Marasmiaceae. Gene Ontology annotation, molecular function: aspartic-type endopeptidase activity. The coding region runs from base 259 to 1719 and encodes 486 amino acids. Gene Ontology annotation, biological process: proteolysis. The transcript is spliced from 10 exons.
AGGUCGCGUGUGAUGAGUGCGGACAUCCCGAAUGCCGGGUAGCCCAGUCUACGACUCCCCCGAGAGAUAAUCAAGAUUGAGACGCAUACAUCGAUCCAGAAUCCGUUUCUUCUUUGACUUGGUCUUGACAACUCAAAAUUAUAAUUUGGACCUUGAGUAUAAUGGACGGGAUUCUAAUCGCUUUGUGGUGCCUUAUAUUCAACCCAGCUCGAGACUCACGUCCUCAAAAAACUUCCUUUCUCCUCUGAUUUCAAAGUCAUGCAAAUUGUGCUCUACUCAUCCUUCUUUUUGACGUUUACGCUCUUUUCUUUGGAUGGCUUUGUUCUCGGCGCAUCUACUUCUGUGAACACCCGCCUCUAUAGUACUCCUUUGCAGGCUGUCAAAGGACAGAUCAGCCAUAAACCACGCUCGACCGUUCCGGCCUCGGUCGUCCAUCAGCAACACAUUAACAGGGCCCUCCGCCGUCUAUCUCUCGCAACAGGUCGCGUCCCGCCAUCUGACAGCCAGUUCUUGACCAAAAUACACGAGAGGAUCGCGGUUGAAGCUUCACAUUCCUGCUUCCAUAACGAAAAACGGUUGAACCGUGUUGGCGUUCCUGGACUGUUUAAACUCGCCACCGCGACUUCGAAAGAAGAAACUGGAGGUAUUAUCAAUCUGGUCCAUGGCACCGAGGACGAUGAAGGCGGCCAUUCUACUCAACUUCAAAUCGAAUCUACAGACGUUGGAUAUUUCUGCGACGCUCAUAUCGGAACCCCAGCUCGUCCUUUCAAGCUGCUCGUCGACACAGGUUCUUCUGAUCUUUGGAUUCCCGAUGAAAAUUGUCAUGGAGACGAUGAAAACAUUCCAGGUUGCGGCCCACAUGCCUCUAUUGGUCCUAAUUCCAGCUCAACCUUCCAGAACACCCGAGAGGUUUUCUUCAUCUUCUAUGUCUCCGGGUAUGCCUUGGGCAACAUGGUCACCGACCAUGUAUCGAUCGCUCAGCUUACUGUCCAGAACCUUAAGUUCGGUGCCGCGAUCAGAGAAAGCCAGUCGGUUGUUUCUGCGAAUGUUCCAUGGGAUGGUAUUUUAGGUCUCGGGCAACCAGCACUUUCCCGCCAACCCAAUACAACUUCAUUCCUCGACGUCCUCAAGAAUCAAAAUCAAGUUUCCAAGAACGUGGUCUCCUUCAAGAUCCCUCGCCACCUGGACGCUCACAAAAAGAACAGCGAGGGAGAGAUGACUAUUGGAGGUCUGAACCCGAAUCAAUAUCACAAAAACACUCUCGUCACGAUAAAGAACGUGAACAAGAAAGGAUUUUGGGAAGUGCCAAUCGAUGGGUUGGUGGUGAACGGUGUUCAAUUGGGCUGGGUAGCGCAUGGAAAUCGUACGGGGGUGUUGGAUACUGGAACGUCCCUCCUGGUCGUAACCCCCUCGGACGCCGAUGCCAUUCACGCUCUGAUACCUGGCGCCCGGUUCGACUUUGGACAAAAGCAAUGGACCAUCCCGUGUACAAGCAACACCUCCAUGACAUUUAGAUUCGGGAACAGGUCUUUCACUAUUGACCCCCGAGAUUUAAUCUUCGACCUUCCCAUCAAUGCAACUACCUGUUACUCCGGAAUCACCGCCGGGAAGCUUGGGUUGGGAUCUAAAGCUUGGCUGGUCGGGGACACCAUCCUCAAGAAUAUGUACUUGAGCUUGAACAGGGAGACCGACGAGAUUUCGUUCGCUCAACUGAAGUAG